GUAAGUAGCAUUAGGAAGUAUCAAAAAAGAAUGUAUGUAUUGUUUUCAAACAAAUGAAAUAUAAUUUCUGACUUAUAAAAGUGUAACACAAAUAUUGGUUGGUUAUGGAUAAUCAUCAGUCGAAAUCGAGAAUAAUGGUGGAUUCUGAACCACCGGAUAAACGUGCCAGAACUGAUUACUCAUUAUGCCUGGUUUGCCAGAUUGACAAUGGGGACAAACUUGUUGAUACGACCUAUACAACGUUUAAGGACACAACAUAUGAUAGUUUGCUUGAAACAAUCCACAAGAGAGCUGCUUUGGGACACCAAGAAUAUGUCAUCAUUAAAAAACGUCUCCAUAAUGUAACAUCAGAGAUUCUGAAGCAUGAAGAAGCAUCUUGGCAUUCAGCAUGCCUGGAAAGAACAAUACAAAACUCAAAAAGGGAUUACAAAAAAGCCGAAACCCAGAUACACGGACAAGCAAGAAAACGAGGGCGACCAAGAGGUUCAUUGAACUAUGUAUUUCCACGCUACACGAACCCACUGAAUGAAUCAGAAUCCCCAAAUGAAGAAAACGCUGGAACAGAAAACCAGACAUCACAGGACGAGAACAACGCAGUGGAACAGAGUGGUAUGUACCUGAGCAGAUCAGAGGACGUUGGUCAUGAAAAUAAUCUAAAAUGGAAGGCAGCAAAAUAUCCAAAGUAUGCGGAUGCUGACAAAAGAUUGGCAACUUACCACGGAUGGCCGUUGGCAGAACCUAACCCGAACACUCUUUGUGUCGCUGGAUUCUUUUUCACAGGUCAUGACUUCGACUGUGUACGGUGUUUCUGCUGCGGUAUCGGUCUUAAAGACUUCUCUGACACAGAUAAUCCACUGCUGGAGCACGCAAAACACUCGUCCAACUGUCCGUAUAUUAUUGAUUAUUUUGGAAGCCGAUCUGCUUUAGAAGCAUAUAAGCAAAGGUUUGCGACCCAAGAUCCUGAGGAAAUAAGACGCAGUCAACGAGAACUGUAUGAACGACAACAAGGCCGACCAGUAACAAUCUACAGAGCAAAGCACGAACGAUUCCGGACGCUUGAAUCUCGCCUCGAAACGUUUACACACUGGCCUCAACAUUUAUCACAGAGACCAAAAGAGCUGGCAGAUGCAGGGAUGUAUUACACAGGUGUUGACGACCAUUGCCGCUGCUUCGCAUGUGACGGUGGUUUGAGGAACUGGGAACCAGGAGAUGAUCCCUGGAUAGAACAUUGCAGAUGGUUUCCGGCGUGUCCUUAUGCACGGGCGGUAAAAGGCGACGAGUUUAUCAACCUCGUCCAACAUUCCGCUGAUCAGGCCGUGGAAGAAAAUCGUAGAGAUGAGGUUAACAUUGCCAUUGGUGCUUUAACGAUCGAUGACUCAAAUAUUCAGCGCAUUGUCGAGAAAAAUCGAACCCUUCUUAUACAGGACAUGGGGUUUCCUCUUAACGAUGUAAAAACAGCUGUUCUCGAACUUGUGCAACAAGCCAUCACUGACCCAGAUAUUGAAGAUAUCAUAACUCGCCUGGGGGUCAUAAAUGAGAGAAGGCCGCUCGACGUCCUAUUCCAACGCACAGCACCACUAGAACCAGAAACAGUAUUGAAAGAAAACAAACUAUUAAAAGGCUUGCUUCUUGUUUCUACCCUGCACCCAUCACAAAUACUGCUUGGACUGCACACAACACAGCGAUAA
Molecule: messenger RNA, 1688 nt
Organism: Dreissena polymorpha
Lineage: Eukaryota; Metazoa; Mollusca; Bivalvia; Myida; Dreissenidae
Product: E3 ubiquitin-protein ligase XIAP-like
Exons: 12
Coding region: 105-1688 (527 amino acids)
Cellular component (GO): nucleus; cytoplasm
Source: RefSeq, a predicted model, not a curated record